Messenger RNA from Elephantulus edwardii (Cape elephant shrew), 1482 nucleotides. Its product is annotated as transcription initiation factor TFIID subunit 2-like. The record is from RefSeq and is a predicted model, not a curated record. Bases 1 to 1482 code for a protein of 493 amino acids. The transcript has 6 exons. Gene Ontology annotation, molecular function: transcription cis-regulatory region binding; RNA polymerase II general transcription initiation factor activity; chromatin binding. Gene Ontology annotation, cellular component: transcription factor TFIID complex. Lineage: Eukaryota; Metazoa; Chordata; Mammalia; Macroscelidea; Macroscelididae. Gene Ontology annotation, biological process: transcription initiation at RNA polymerase II promoter.
AUGACCGAGUGGAUUCAUAACAGGUAUGCAAAAAUGUUAAAAUUUCAGGAGGUCUUCCAAAAUGUUUCUUAUAAGAAAUAUUACAAAGGGGUUUGGUACAGAGCUCUCUGGAAACCUUUUCCACGGAAUGACAUGGAAGAAAUACAGGGAGUAGACCUCUGUGAUCCUACCUGCACAGGAAAUGGCACUUUAGCUCAGGUGAAUGUGCAGUUGGCUGUCAUCAUUCAAAUUCAGACACUGUAUCCCACAUGGUUUUCAGAUAACUAUUAUCGUGCAGAAAUGAUUGCUGCCCUUGCCAACUCUGUUACACCUGCGGUCAGUGUGAAUGAUGAAGUCCAAACUUUGGAUAACUUGAAUCCUGAUGUGAGACUCAUUCUUGAAGAAAUCACCAGGUUUUUGAAUAUGGAAAAACUUCUGCCAAGUUAUAGGCAUACCAUCACUGUGAGUUGUUUGAGAGCCAUUCGAGUACUUCGGAAGAAUGGACAUGUGCAGAGGGACCCAGCUCUUUUUAAGUCUUAUGCAGAGUAUGGCCAUUUUGCGGACAUCAGGAUAGUAGCUUUGGAAGCAGUGGUUGAUUAUACUAAAGUGGACAGGAGUUACGAAGAACUACAAUGGCUACUCAAUAUGAUCCAGACCGACCCUGUGCCAUAUGUAAGGCAUAAGAUUUUAAACAUGUUGACGAAGAAUCCACCCUUUACUAAGAAUAUGGAGUCUCCCUUACGCAAUGAAGCUCUGGCGGAUCAACUGUGGAAGCUUAUGAAUUCUGGGACUUGCCAUGACUGGAGGUUGCGAUGUGGGGCUGUGGACUUGUACUUCACACUGUUCGGCCUCAGUAGGCCUUUGUGCUUGCCCUUGCAAGAACUUGGGUGGUUUCUUAAUCUGAAAGAGAAAAAGGCCGUGCUGAAUCCUACCAUAAUCCCAGAGGUGAUCACAGGCAACCAGGAAGCCACGAGUAACCCCACCAACCACCCUCAGAUGGGUGGAUUUCAGAACACGUUCUUGAGUUCUCAAGAUGAGGAGGAAAUGGAUAUGGACACCGUUCAUGAUAGUCAGGCAUUUAUUUCCCAUCAUUUGAACAUGCUGGAAAGGCCAUCAAUGCCAGGCUUCUCCGAACUUCGGCCAGCCGUCUCUUGGUCGGCUUCAUUACCUCAACACGUGAUGGGCUGCGAUGGCACCCCCAGCACCAGGGCCCCGUGGAGUAUCGAGCACGCAUGGAGAGGGACAGGUAAAGAGCUGUCGCCUCUGGAGAUGAGCCUACAUCCCGCGGUGGCCACGCCACUGGCCAUGUGCAAAAUCCCACAUGACAGCUCACAGACUACACAGAACCAUAUUGGGGAAGUCAAAGGUUGUAAUCCAGUUGCCUCAGUUUUGAGCCUUGUGGCUUUGGGGCAGUUUUACAAAGCUCUUAGUCCUGCCAAGUAUGGCUCUACUCCCAAUCCCAAUCCCCUGUGUGGUCCAGCAAAGUUGGGCAAAGACUCUUAG